AUGUGCGAGAUGUGUGGGUCACGUGACCCCACAUCUCUGUGGGGUUAUCCACCCACCUCCCCGCGGUCGGCCUCUUUUCCUCCUGCUUCCCUAGCUUUAGCAAUAGCCUCAGAAUGUGGACUUCGUCUUCCUGCUUCCAGCCCUGUUGCCUGCUCCAACACAAUGCCGUUGAGCCAACCGGUGUUUGCUCGAAUUGGGGGAGUCGGUGAAAAUGUGGGAUGCGGAAGCGACCCCAACCAUACCUCAUACCUUCGCCUCGCGCUAUUAAGCCGUAUCUUCACCAGCCCCAGGUCGCCUCCCACGCUACUUCGAAACCCGAACCGCCACCCCGUUGUCGUCGUCGGCAGCGACGACGGGGACAGGCACAGGAACAGCCCCAUCGCCGCGGGCGCAGCACGGGCGGGGGAAACACCCUUCCCCCGCCGCUGCCGACUCCAACGCAACGCCGUUGGCCUCGCCAAGCCAGAGAGAGACGAACCCAUCCUGGCGGCACGAGCAAACCGUCCAAUGAUGCUUCGUCUUGAAAAGUGA
Messenger RNA from Chaetomium globosum CBS 148.51, 531 nucleotides. RefSeq lists its product as uncharacterized. The record is from RefSeq and is a predicted model, not a curated record. NCBI's taxonomy places the organism in Eukaryota, Fungi, Ascomycota, Sordariomycetes, Sordariales, Chaetomiaceae. The coding region runs from base 1 to 531 and encodes 176 amino acids. The transcript has 2 exons.